GUCGACCAUUUUUUUCACGCGUUGUGUGUAGUGAAGAAAUUAUUUAUCUCAUAAAUGAGUAGGAUUUUUACACAUUUUUAGUGUGUUAAAUUUAAUAAAAAAGAAGAAAUUAAUAUUUCUCAUAAAUAAAAAAACAAUUGACAAUUAAAUAACAUUAAAAAAUAUAUCAAAUAUACAUUUUAUUUGCAAACGAAAAAAUCAUUGAAAUAAAAUCGAAAAAAGUUUUUUUCUUCAAUUUGUCUAUGUGUGAGUGAAUAUACGGAAAAUUUUUUCAAUUCGUUCGUGCUGCUGAAUUGCUAGAUAUACAUAACUUUUUUCUUAUAAAACAAUUAUAUCUUUUUUUAAAUUUUCUUGAACAAUUUUUUGUAUUUGAAAUAAUAAAAAAAAAGACUUGUACCAUAAAAUUGUUUGAAUAUUGAAAAUUUCCUAAAGGGAAAGCACCAAAAAAACUAGCAACUGAUUGGAAAGUAAUAUGAGUAAUGCUAUUAACCAAAAUGGCACAGGUCUAGAGCAGCAAGUUGCUGGUCUGGACUUGAAUGGCGGCAAAGCUAAUAAUAGCAGCCCCAUAACAACUAAAAAUUCUACAACUUCUAGCUCUGGUGGCGUUUAUGUGCCUCCACAUUUAAGAGGUGCCAGUAGUAGUAGCUCAUUAAAAGCUUCAUCUUCAUCAACGGACGUUUCACAACCUCGUGACGAUACAAGAGGCGGUGGCAAUAACAGCGGUAAUAGUAGUAAAUACGAUAAUAGAGGUGAUCAACAACGUGGUGGUGAUUAUCGCAAAGGAGGCGGUGGUCGUAAUUUCAAUUCACGUGGUGGUGAUCGUCAAAGUGGUGAUUUUAGUAAUUUCGGUAGUGGUGGAAAUCGUCGUGGUGGUGGCCGUUACGAAGAUAAUUAUAACGGUGGUGAUAACGAAUCAAGACGCGGCGGUGAUAAUUGGAAUCGCGGCGGCGGAGGACGUUCUCAAAACAAUCGCAAUUACGAACGUCGCGACGACGAUCGUAAUAACUAUCGUGGUGGUGAUCGUUCAAAUAGUCGCAACGAAACAACAAAUGAUGAUCAGCAGCCUCAACAGCCUCGCAAUAAUCGUUGGCAAGAACCCGAACGCCGUCCUGAUGAGCAACGCAAUGGCGGCGGCAGCGGUAGCGGUAGCGGUGGCGAACGCAAAUACGGUGGUCGCUGGAAUGAUGAACGUCGUGGUGACAUCGAUUAUACUAAGCUGGGACCGCGUGACGAAAGACUUGAACAAGAGCUAUUCGGCACCGGUAAUACCGGCAUCAAUUUUGACAAAUACGAGGAUAUACCCGUGGAAGCGACGGGUCAAAAUGUCCCGCCCAAUAUCACAUCCUUCGAUGAUGUGCAGUUGACCGAAAUUAUACGCCAUAAUGUACAAAUGGCUAGAUAUGACAAACCGACACCGGUACAAAAGUACGCGAUUCCAAUCAUUAUAAAUGGACGCGACUUGAUGGCCUGUGCCCAGACCGGUUCAGGCAAAACGGCUGCCUUCUUAUUGCCGAUCUUGAAUCAAAUGUAUGAGCUUGGUAUACCACCACCACCCCAAAGCACACGUGGCUACAAUCGUCGUAAGCAAUAUCCAUUGGGUUUGGUGCUGGCACCAACUCGUGAAUUGGCUACACAAAUCUUCGAGGAAGCUAAGAAAUUCGCCUAUCGCUCUCGUAUGCGUCCCGCCGUUUUGUACGGUGGCAACAAUACAUCCGAACAGAUGCGUGAAUUGGAUCGCGGCUGUCACUUGAUUGUGGCCACACCCGGUCGCUUAGAAGAUAUGAUUACACGUGGCAAGGUGUGUUUGGACAACAUUCGUUUCUUGGUCUUGGAUGAAGCUGAUCGUAUGUUGGACAUGGGUUUCGAGCCUCAGAUCAGACGUAUUGUGGAACAAUCAAAUAUGCCCGUGACCGGACAACGCCAAACUCUUAUGUUCUCUGCCACAUUCCCCAAACAGAUACAGGAGCUGGCUUCAGAUUUCUUGAGCAACUACAUUUUCUUGGCUGUCGGACGUGUGGGUUCGACUUCGGAGAAUAUUACACAGACCCUGUUGUGGGUGUAUGAACAGGAUAAACGUUCAUACCUGUUGGAUCUGUUGCAAAACAUACGCGAUGGUUUGGAAUAUUCCAAGGACAAUUUAUGUUUGAUUUUCGUCGAAACCAAAAAGGGAGCCGAUGCACUGGAGGAAUUCCUAUACCAGUGCAAUCAUCCGGUCACCAGUAUUCACGGUGAUCGCACACAGAAAGAACGCGAGGAAGCCUUGCGUUGUUUCCGUUCGGGAGAAUGUCCAGUUUUGGUUGCCACUGCCGUGGCUGCUCGUGGCUUAGACAUUCCGCAUGUUAAGCACGUCAUCAACUUUGACUUGCCCUCCGAUGUAGAGGAGUAUGUACAUCGUAUUGGUCGUACCGGACGUAUGGGUAACUUGGGUGUGGCCACCUCAUUCUUUAACGAGAAGAAUCGUAAUAUAUGCGCUGAUCUCGUGGAGUUGUUGAUCGAAACGAAACAGGAAGUGCCCAGUUUCUUGGAAGACAUGAUGGCCUCGGAACGUUCUCAUGGCGGCAACAAGCGUCGUGGCAAUGGAGGCGGUGGCCGUUAUGGCGGUGGUGGUAGUGGCUUUGGCUCCCGCGAUUAUCGUCAGUCGUCUGGCGGUGGUGGUGGUGGCAACCGCAACAGUAAUCGUGGCAGUAAUUCAGGAGGUGGUGGCGGCGGUGGUUCCUACCGCAGCAAUGGCACUUCUUCUUAUGGCAGUGGUGGUGGCGGUGGUAGUGGCAACAACUACUACAGCAGUAAUUACGGCAAUGAUGGCGGUAAUUAUGGUGGUAACUCUUCUUCUGGUCCCGACUGGUGGGGUAAUUAAGCACACACACACAAACACAUAUUAUCUAAGAGUUAAGAGAGCGUACGAGCGUGAGAGAGAGUUAAAGAUAUAAAAUGAUUGAAAUUUUAAAAGCUUAGAAGAAAAAGCUCCCCCCAAGAGUUAUAAAAAUACAAAAAUAAUAGUUGAUCAAAAACCAUAAACAAAAUAUCACAGUAAAUUAAAUUAAUUGCAACAUAAUACAAAAUAUAAGCAAAAAUCUUUUGAAAUAUAUUACAAAAAAUAUAUAUUAAAAUAUUAAAGAAAAAAAAACAUAUUUUAUUUAAAAACAAAACAAAAAAACUUAAUAUUUUUUCAUUUCUAUUUUUUUAUAUAAUUAUAAAUAAUUACAACACACACCAAUAAUUGUCUUUGAAGAAGUAAUACAAUUAUAAAUUUCACACAUAGAAAUAACAGAAAUUAGCUGAAGAAUUCGUCAACACAUUUAAUAAACCUUUGUUUUAUUAAAAUAA
Lucilia cuprina (Australian sheep blowfly) is the source of this 3327-nucleotide messenger RNA. RefSeq names its product ATP-dependent RNA helicase bel (gene bel). The record is from RefSeq and is a predicted model, not a curated record. Bases 473 to 2857 code for a protein of 794 amino acids. Gene Ontology annotation, cellular component: nucleus; P granule. Gene Ontology annotation, molecular function: RNA binding; ATP binding; RNA helicase activity. The transcript is spliced from 3 exons. Gene Ontology annotation, biological process: gamete generation; cell differentiation. Lineage: Eukaryota; Metazoa; Arthropoda; Insecta; Diptera; Calliphoridae.